Rhagoletis zephyria (snowberry fruit fly) is the source of this 2045-nucleotide messenger RNA. RefSeq names its product protein hairy-like. Gene Ontology annotation, molecular function: protein dimerization activity; DNA binding. NCBI's taxonomy places the organism in Eukaryota, Metazoa, Arthropoda, Insecta, Diptera, Tephritidae. The record is from RefSeq and is a predicted model, not a curated record. Gene Ontology annotation, biological process: regulation of DNA-templated transcription.
GCCUGCGCCCUCGCCUUUGCCAUUACCGUAGAUCCCCGGCACAACGCUGCGGCACAGUGAUUUAGCCAACGAACCUGUCGAUCAAGCGUCAGUCGUUCGCUGAGUGCCAAACGAUAAACAACAAACAUUGAGUCGACCACCACUACCAACCGCCUCGCUGACGUUGUAAUCAGCUCCUAAAAAUUCCGCAACACAGAUACGAAGCACACAAAUAGAACCCAAACGCGCAGCGAAAAUACCCAGCAACCGAAUCAACGCGCGCAGGCAGCGAACAGCAGGCAAACCAAGCAAGCAACAAUCAGCCAGCCAGCCAGCAGAGGUAGCAAUCGAUCGACUCUGGGCCGAACGACCAGUUGACGAGUCUUUUAAUCGCGGUGCCACUAGAACAUUGAGUUCAUUUGCUGAACGAACGUCGAAGUGAGCAGAAGACUUGGUCGGAAGUAGCGCACGCGUUUAAGUCUAUAAAAGUCAAAAGAAAAUUACGUUGCGAGUGAACGGAAGACAUUAUCGAACGGAAAAACCUCGUAUUAAACGAAAGUGAAUUAAGUUCGAGCUCGCUUAAAAAAAAAUAAAAUAAAGUGGUGAAAAAUAUCAGAGAAAAAAUUAAAAAGACGUGAACUUCUAAAGAAGAAAGUGAGAAUAAAAUUUGCAGAACAUCAGAACAUUCAAUUAAUUGUAAAUGUGUAUGCUAUAAAUAAAUAUAUGUAAAUGCACAACUGAACAAAGAAACUGAAAAUAAAAACACUGAAAAGCUUUAAAAAUUCGUGAAAAAUAAAUUGCGUUUUGUGAUUUUUACAAUUAAAAUGGUAACUGGAGUAGCUGACCCAAGCAUGACAGCCAACGUUAUUGGAGCUCCGGUUGCGCCAACGCUCAAAGAUGCACCAACCGUCAAAAGCGAUCGUCGGUCAAAUAAACCAAUUAUGGAAAAACGCCGACGCGCUCGCAUCAACAACUGCCUAAAUGAGCUGAAAACACUGAUUCUGGACGCGACCAAAAAAGACCCCGCGCGUCACUCAAAACUAGAAAAGCUCGACAUUCUGGAGAAGACUGUGAAGCAUCUGCAAGAACUGCAGCGCCAACAGGCGGCUAUGCAGCAAGCCGCCGACCCUAAGGUCAUCAAUAAAUUCAAGGCCGGUUUCGCUGAUUGUGCCAACGAGGUCAGCCGCUUCCCUGGUCUGGAUCCCGCAGUGAAACGUCGCCUGCUUCAGCACCUCAGCAACUGCAUUAACGGCGUUAAGUCCGAGCUGCACCAGCACCAGCGGCAAAUGGCAAGCGCUCCAUCCCAGAUGCUGCCCUCACCGCCCAGCUCGCCCGAACAGGAUCAGCACCAUCUGCAGCAUCAACAUGUCGCUGCUGCUGCCACCGCUGGUAAUCCCUUCCUACUUGGGCGCGCAUUGCAGCACACAAUGAACGGCUAUUUCCUGCCCAAUGGCCUGCAAGUGAUCCCCACCAAACUUCCCAAUGGCAACAUAGCGCUGGUGUUGCCGCAACAUCAGCAGCACCACCACCAACAGCAGGCGCAGCAGCACACAACAACACAUAUGCAGCACCAACAGUUGAGCGCAGCUCAAGCCGCCGCCGCCGCCGCUCUAAUGACCAUGCCCACCCGCACCGCCUCCACCAGCUCUGCCUCUUCGCACAGCUCAUCCGUUUAUGAGCGCACCAUCUGUUCGCCGGCCAACAGUGUGACGCACUACGCACCCCCCAGCCCCGCCAACUCGUACGAGGCCAUGGACUGCAAACCCUCGGUCAUUCAACACGCGCCAACCUUUCCCAACAACAACAACAUCUGCAGCAGCAGCAACAGCAGCAACAGCAAAAUCCAGCAACCGCUCUCCCUGGUAAUCAAGAAGGACAUUAAAGUGGAGGAUGAACAGCCUUGGCGGCCAUGGUGAAGAGGCUGGCGCCAGCCGCGCGCGCGCACCCACCAAAAGAACUGGUCAACGCCCCCUUUCCAUAGAAACGAGGGGCAGACGUGAUGAAUACCAAAGCUAGGAGAGCUGACAAUAGCUGGCGGCGGCAGGCGGUUGCGUUCGCCAGCAGAU